AUGACUAUUGCUGCAUAUGCGUAUGAAACAAAUGAAGCAAGAAGAGCACAUGAACUAGUAAACGAAAACUCAACUUUAACCAUUGAAGGCAAUGAUUUAGUCAUUGACGAUGGAAAAACUAAAAAAGUCAUUGAUUUCGAUACUUUUAACACUUAUGACCCAUUCAUUACAAUAAGUAAAGUUCCUAUCAUAAAUGAUGGAACGGUGCAAUAUAUAAAUUCUACAGUAGAUGCCUCAUUAGUGAAAGUAUUAAAUGUUCUCAUUGAAUUGUUAAAGAGCUUUCGAUUUGACGACAACAUUAAAUGCCUAAAGAAUUUAGUCAUGAAUGAGAAACAAAUUCUCGGCGUUGCUGGUAGCAGUAAUGAUGUACACCUUAUGACAUUAGAAUAUUAUAACGAACAUAAAGAUGAACUGAAAGGAGAGAAGGGUGACACCGGACCUCAAGGACCACAAGGAAUAC
Molecule: messenger RNA, 460 nt
Organism: Trichomonas vaginalis G3
Lineage: Eukaryota; Parabasalia; Trichomonadida; Trichomonadidae
Product: organellar and viral DNA polymerase type B
Exons: 1
Source: RefSeq, a predicted model, not a curated record